AAGAAGUUUUGUCUGAGAAACAACAACCUGUCCGGAAUUUCUCUCCAUUCUCAAGUAUUUCAGCAAGCGAAUUUACCUGCAACUUGAAGUUCUUCUUCUUCACUCUCACUCACAACCAUCGACCACCAGACUGCCUUACUUUCGGCGUAAACAAGCAUUGCACUUCACGUUGUCCAUUUCAAACUACCCGUUCACCAACUACGUCACACAAAAUGCCUCGUGUCAAGUACAUCCUCCUCGACUGCGACAACACUCUCUGCAAGUCAGAGCGUCUCGCCUUCGAAGCAUGCACCGACUUGACCAAUGAAGUCCUUGAGAAGUGGGGCAAGUCUGAGCGAUACACCGUCGACCAGCUGCUCGAGGACUUCGUCGGCCACAACUUCCGUGGCAUGCUCGUGGGUCUCCAGAAAAAGCAUGGCUUCUCCAUGACUCCUGAGGAGGUUGAUGCCUACGUCGACCGUGAGCUUGGAGCCGUCACUGCCAAACUGAGCGAGAAGUGCGAGCCUUGCCCUAAUGUUCUGGAGCAGCUUGAGUGGGCCAAGAAGGAGGGCUAUCCCAUGUCCGUCGUCAGUACCUCCGCCAAGCCUCGUGUCGUUGCCAGUAUCAAGAAGGUCGGCAUCGACCACUACUUCCCCGAUGAGCACGUCUAUAGCGCUGCCACGUCUAUGGAGAAGCCUUCCAGCAAGCCAGACCCCGCCAUCUACAACUUCGCUUGCGAGAAGCUCGGCGUCGCCAACAAGGACACCCUCACUGUCGAGGACAGUAAGAGUGGUGCUACUGCUGCGAUGCGAGCUGGCAUUCCUCUCAUUGGCUACGUCGGCAUCUACGGCAUCGAGGAGGGUAAGGAGAAGAUGGACCAGAUGGCCAAGAUCCUCACUGAGCAGUGCAACGCUGCUGUCAUCAUGUAUGACUGGAAGGAGUUCCCCGACUGUGUCAAGAAGAUUGAAUCCAUGUUGUAAGUCGACCACCGCUUCUAUCACACUCUCGGCGACUCCCUACGAGGAUGUCUCAACAGGCAGCGAUGCUUAGCUGGUUCAGGAGCCAUGGAAAGCCACUGGCAAAUAGGUUAUGAUCUUGAUGAAUGAUGAGGUAAUAGAUUCUGGCGCGGAAUCGAUGAAUACCAAAAUGGUGCAACUAGAUAGCCUAAUAGAGCUGUUCACUACUCCCCGUUGAGAUCACUUACCACCAAGUCAUGUGGGCGCGCGUUGUAUGAUGUUGCAUCAAUUGAAAUACAGUUCAACAGCCA
Molecule: messenger RNA, 1246 nt
Organism: Truncatella angustata
Lineage: Eukaryota; Fungi; Ascomycota; Sordariomycetes; Amphisphaeriales; Sporocadaceae
Product: phosphoglycolate phosphatase
Exons: 2
Coding region: 213-959 (248 amino acids)
Source: RefSeq, a predicted model, not a curated record